CCGCGGGCCGGACUGGGCGGGGGCGGCCUCCUCGGCUCGCAGUCGCCCCGCUAGCAAUGUCCCCUUGCUAGGAUGUUUUCGAGCAGCCGGGCCUUGGCCGCCGGGCCCUGAGGCGGCGCCCCGAGGCCCGGGCCCUCCGGAGGCCGGGCGGUCGCGCUCACUGCGGGGUCUCCCCCAGCCCGGGGUCCUGGAUGUCGGGGUCCGCGCCGUUCGCGAGGAGGCUGGUCCACCUGGACCUCAAGGGAGCCCCGCCCAAGGUCUCGUACCUCGCGGAGGUCUUCCCUCUGUUCCGCGAGCUGGGCGCCAGCGGCCUCCUGGUGGAGUAUGAAGACACGUUCCCCUACGAGGGCCCCCUGAGGCUGCUGAGGGCCGCGCACGCCUACAGCCCCUCUGAAGUCAAAGAGAUCUUGCUUCUGGCCAGACUGAGUGAGCUGGAGGUCAUCCCCUUGGUCCAGACAUUUGGACACAUGGAGUUUGUGCUGAAGCACGCAACCUUUGCUCACCUCCGAGAAGUACCGCCCUUCCCCAACACCCUGAACCCCCAUGAGCCAGAGUCCCUGGCCCUGGUGGGAGCCAUGAUCGACCAGGUGCUGGCGCUGCACCCAGGCGCCCGGUGGCUGCACAUCGGGUGCGAUGAGGUGUAUUACCUGGGCGAAGGCGAGGCCUCGAGGCGCUGGCUGCAGCAGGAGCACAACAGCAAGGCAGCGCUGUGCCUGUCCCACAUGAGGGCUGUGGCCAGCCACGUGCUGGCCCAGCACCCCGGCACGACGCCCCUGGUGUGGGAUGACAUGCUGCGGGACAUCCCGCGGGACCAGCUCACAGCAUCAGGGCUGCCGCAGCUGGUGGAGCCGGUGCUCUGGGACUACGGGGCCGACCUGGACGUGCACAGCAAGGUCCUCCUCAUGGAGAAGUUCCGGGAGUGCCGCUUCCCACGCCUCUGGGCGGCAAGUGCCUUCAAGGGGGCCACCGGGGCCAGCCGGGCCCUGCCGCCCAUCGAGCACCACCUCCGUAACCACACGCGAUGGCUGCAGGUGGCGGGCAGCGUGCCCAAGGACUCUCUGCAGGGCAUCGUCCUGACCGGCUGGCAGAGGUACGACCACUUCUCGGUGCUGUGUGAGCUGCUUCCUGUGGGGGUCCCGUCCCUGGCCGCCUGCCUGCAGCUGCUCCUGCAUGGAGGGUUUACCGAAGAUGUUAAAACCAAGGUGGAGAACCUUCUCGGGCUCUCAAGCUUGGAGACGACAGACUCUGUGAGCAAGGGGGCUGGCUCCUUCCCUGGCAGCAACAUCCUCGCCCUUGUCACCCAAGUCAGCCUCCACCUGCGCAGCUCCGUGGAUGCACUGCUGGAGAGGAACAGGUAUGUGACCGGCUGGUUCAGCCCCUACCAUCGCAGGCGCAGGCUCAUCCACCCGGUCAUGGUCCAGCGCAUCCAGCCUGAGGCACGCAGCCUCCUGGGCAGGUGGAGUGCCCUUGUGCAGGAGCUGGAGGCAGCCCUGCAGCUCACCUUCCACCCGGACGCCGUGGAGGAGUGGCUGGAGGAGAACGUGCAUCCCAGCAUGCGACAGCUGCAGGCGCUGCUGCAGGACCUCAGUGAGGCGGCCACGCCCCAGUUCCUGGUUGGUGGCCCCUGCUGGAACCAAGCCGGCCCCUCGCAGCCACGCCCUGCUGAGCCUGGGGGCUGUGCGGGGCUGGGUAACCCCCAGGAUGCACAGGGGUCUCUGGGGAAGAAGCAGAUGGCAGCAGAGGACACACUCAGCAGGGACCUGGGGCCAUGAUCUGCACACAGAACUUUAUUCUGCAAUAAAGAGUGAAAGCUACA
Lepus europaeus (European hare) is the source of this 1816-nucleotide messenger RNA. It is a transcript of the gene HEXD, whose product is annotated as hexosaminidase D. The transcript has 13 exons. NCBI's taxonomy places the organism in Eukaryota, Metazoa, Chordata, Mammalia, Lagomorpha, Leporidae. Gene Ontology annotation, biological process: carbohydrate metabolic process. The coding region runs from base 192 to 1772 and encodes 526 amino acids. The record is from RefSeq and is a predicted model, not a curated record. Gene Ontology annotation, molecular function: hexosaminidase activity.